Molecule: messenger RNA, 1185 nt
Organism: Paramecium sonneborni
Lineage: Eukaryota; Ciliophora; Oligohymenophorea; Peniculida; Parameciidae
Source: the annotation of a GenBank genome assembly
UAUGAAAAUACUCUCAUUAUUAGCCUUGCUUUGUCUUAUAAAUACAAUAAAUGCAACUUGUGAACUUGUUAAUGGUCAAUGCCCAGCUGGUUGUAAUUAAGUUUAAGGAGUAUGUUAUCCUGAGAACUGCUAAGAAUUUACAGAUAAAUUAGGUGACUCUACAACAAACCCAUUUAAAGGUACAACAAGUUAUAUUGAUGGCACUGUUGAUUUGAAUAUAACUAUAACUUAUAUAGAUCCUAAAUUUACUGAUACAACAUUAAAAGGGAUUGCUAAAGGAGAAAAUGAAUAAUCGUGCAUAUCUUUGAAACUGUUUAAAUACCAAAAUAAUUAAAAUCUUGUAAGAGAGGAAUCAUUAUACAAAUUAAAUUACAUAAAUGAUGGUUCAAGCACAAGAGCAUUCUAAUUCACAAUUCCAAGCAAAGAUUUUGUAAAAGAAUUGUAAUUAUCAGAAGAUGAAAAUAAAUUUUAAUUUUAUGGAUAUUACAGUUUAGAUUUCUUAAUUGGAACAUUAUUACAAAGAGUUCUCUAUUUUGAUUUUAUUGCUGGAGUAGAAAGAACAACAACAAAAAAUAUUGAAACUAAUUUUGGAAGUUUGUCUUCAAAAUAGACGCUUAAUUGUAAUGGAGAUUGUAUUACUACAGCUACUAGUUCUCUGUAAUUCUGCUCUGAUUAAGAAUGUACAUAAACAACAGAUAAAAUGGAUUUAUAUUUGAAUGAUCAAGUAUGGUUAAAACAUACAUUAACGAAGUAAGGAACAUCUGGCUUUUAUUUAACUAAUCCUGUAAUCUAUUUUACAGGAGAUAAGUUAUUUAAAAAAGCAACUAUAAAAGAAAAAAAGCUUAAUUAAAAAGGAUAUGCUUUAUAUUUGAUUAAUGUAGAAAUUGCUUGGACUCCUGUAACAAUAGCUGCAAAUGCAACUCUUUCUUCAACAGGAGCAAGAAUUCUUGGAGAAUCCUCUAGAUUAUUAGAUGAAGCUUAAUCAUAAACUAUUGGAGCUACUUCAGAAAUAGAUUGUGUUAAAAAUAAAGAUACAAAAGAAUGCAUUGUAUGCGACUAAACAUAAUCUGUUAAUAAUUCUGAUGAACCAUAAGAAGAUGGAUGCCCAUUAGCAGGAUCUAUUUUGAUGAUUGGAAUUAUGAUUUUCAUGAAUUUAUUAAUAUGAUCAUCCAUUUAUUAAUUUAU